UGAAUAUCGGGUUAUCGGAUUCGGUUUGAAAACCAAUUUUGGCUAGCCUAUGGGCUAUGACAUUCCUCUUCUUCUCUUCUCCUCUUCUGCUCUUCUUAUCAUCCCUCUUCUUCCUCUUCUUAUCAAUCCCCUUCAUAGAUCUUAGUUUACGCAUCUGGAUUCCUUUUAAACGGGAUCCUAGAUUGAUAUAUCCCUGAUCCGAUGUCCUUGAAUUCAAUUGCCAAUUGCCCACUUUUUGGUUGAUCCGAAUUAUAUCUGGAUUCAGCUCAUUUUACAUAAAAAGGAUUAUAUUUGGGUUCUGCUCCUUCAACAUAAAAAAAGAAAACAAUAACAAAAAUAGAAAUGGAGUCAGAUCUUGGUAAGCUUUUCAUUGGUGGGAUCUCGUGGGACACAGAUGAAAGUAAGCUGAAGGAGUAUUUUGGACAAUAUGGAGAAGUGGUGGAGGCUAUGAUCAUGAGGGAUCGUGCCACAAAUCGUGCCCGUGGAUUUGGUUUUAUUGUCUUUGCUGAUCCUGUUGUUGCUGAGAGAGUUGUGAUGGAAAAGCACAUGAUCGACGGCCGAACAGUUGAAGCAAAGAAAGCAGUCCCUAGGGAGGAUCAGCAGGGUCUGAGUAGGAACAAUAAUCUCAUCCAAGGAUCUCCUGGUCCUGGACGAACCAAAAAGAUUUUUGUAGGAGGUUUAGCGUCCACAGUUACCGAGAGUGAUUUCAAGAAGUACUUUGAGCAGUUUGGUAUCAUUACGGAUGUUGUGGUAAUGUAUGAUCAUAACACCCAAAGGCCAAGAGGGUUUGGUUUCAUUACUUACGACUCAGAAGAAGCUGUCGAUAAGGUGUUGCUGCAAACUUUCCAUCAACUCAAUGGAAAAAUGGUAGAAGUUAAGCGGGCAGUACCAAAAGAGUUAUCCCCAGGCCCGAGUCGCAGCCCCCUAGUAGGAUACAAUAAUUAUGGUAUGGGUAGGGCUAGCAACUUCAUCAAUACUUUUGCUCAAGGUUACAAUCUUAACUCUAUUGCAGGAUUUGGAAGACUAAAUCCUCUUGUCACCGGUCGAACCGGGCUUCCCCCGUUUGGUAAUCCUGGAUAUGGAAUGGGUGUGAAUAUGGAGCCAGGAUUUAGUGCUAGCUAUGGUGCAAACUCUAACAUCAGCAACAGUCAGGGUUUUGGCCGUAUUUUGGGACCUUUUUAUAAUGGCAACACAAACAGAUACAGUACUCCUGUUGGGUACAAUGCGGGUAAUACAAGAGGUGAUUCUUUGGCAAACUCAAUGGCAAGAAAUGUGUGGGGAAAUAGUUCUUUUAGCAGUCCUGCAAAUCCGGCUAGUCCUGGGGCUUUUUUGGGAUCUGGUAGUGGCAAUUCCGGUGUGUCACUCGGAAAUAAUGGAGCUAACUGGGGUUCAUCUUCUUCCACAUCCCAAGGUGGAGGUAAUAAUCCUGGAUAUGGUAGUGGAAAUCUCGGUUAUGGUUUUAAUGAUGGCUAUGGAUUGGGAAGUGAGGGUUAUGGAAGAACUCUUAGUUCGGAUUCAGUUCCAGCUUCUACUUUUUCUGCAUCCACAGGUGGUUUUGAUACACCUUAUGGAGACCUAUAUCGUGGUGGUUUUGAUUCAACAUGGCACUCUAGUUCUCCUGAGCUUGAGGGAUCUGGUUCAUUUGGUUUUGGUCUUGGCAAUGCGACUGCGGAUAUUGCUUCUAGAAAUUCUGAGGGUCCAAUUGGAGGCUACAGUGCAGCAAACAGACAACCAAAUAGAGGAAUUUCAGCAUAUAAAAGGCCAUUCGAGCAGCAGACGGUAAUUACUAGGCAGUAAGAUUGAGUUUAUACAUCCCUCAUCAAUGUAUCUCGCCAUCUCGGCUUAUAAGGAAUUUCUGCAUAUGGUAGUAACAAGGAUUUCCUCUCAGUAUACAGAAUCAGCAUUCAGCAAGGUUUGGGACUUGAAUUUUUUUUUCUUCUCCCCUUCAAGUUAGGUUCUUGGCAUUUGGUUGAGUUGUAAAAUCAGAUUGCGGGAUAUACUCAAAACGUUCAUUCAAAAUAGUUUAUCAGUGCACGAUAAGUGAGGGUGCGAGCAAUAGUAUAUCAGAUUUAGGUCAGUGUUUUUCUAUGUUUUGUUUUCUCGAUUUUCUUAUCUGAGGAUUUUUUACUUGUUUUAACUUGCUGUAACGACCAGACUAGUUAGUCGAAUUUCAUGUAUCUCGAAUUGUAUGUCCCGAGGUGUUGUUCUAUUUGAUUUAUAGUGUGAAACAAUAUAGAGGGGUACCCAUUUAGGAUUCCCAUAAAAUAAGCGUACGAUGAUACUCAAAAUCUGUUUGGGUUUGAAGAUGUGAACUUCUCUCUGUUGAAACAAAUUGAAAAAUGCAAUUGUGUAUGAUUUAAUGAAUAUCUGAUCGCCUUUCGUUUUCUACGUUCCUUCUGCAUUUGCGCGGAGAAAUGCUAUUUUCCUAGCUCUUAUAGCUACUAGCAUCUGCAUCUGCCCCUUUUCCUUACCUUAUUUGAUUCUUCGAUACAUCAGAC
Amaranthus tricolor (Joseph's coat) is the source of this 2498-nucleotide messenger RNA. Its product is annotated as heterogeneous nuclear ribonucleoprotein 1-like. The record is from RefSeq and is a predicted model, not a curated record. The transcript has 6 exons. NCBI's taxonomy places the organism in Eukaryota, Viridiplantae, Streptophyta, Magnoliopsida, Caryophyllales, Amaranthaceae. The coding region runs from base 343 to 1797 and encodes 484 amino acids. Gene Ontology annotation, molecular function: RNA binding.